Molecule: messenger RNA, 849 nt
Organism: Clunio marinus
Lineage: Eukaryota; Metazoa; Arthropoda; Insecta; Diptera; Chironomidae
Source: the annotation of a GenBank genome assembly
AUGAAUUCAAAUGGAGAGUUCAAUUAUGAUGAAAUUGAAUCAAGCUCACAAUAUGAUUCAUCAUAUGAAAUAGGAAAGACGACUGAAAAUUAUCGUUCGACGCAAAGGUCUUCAUCAACGAAGCCUUCUACUGAUCCUCCUGCUGCGCGAUUUUCGUCAGGUUCGUCAGGUUCGUUCAGUAGAGGGUCACUUUUCGGUCCAUCGUUUUCUAAACCAUCAGAAGGAAAAUCAUAUUUUUUCAAACCAUCUUCAGGUGGUUCCCGAGAUCCUUGGCCACCAUCUAAAGAAGGAUCGGGUAGUGAUUCGGAUUCUUCUGAUUCAGAUUCUUCUGAUUCGGAUUCAAGUGGAGAUGAUGACAUUACUAGCCAACGCACAAUUGAAAUCACGCCAUAUUACUUUACCACAGAUGAAGCAACGACUGAGGUCGAUUUAAAUUAUGGAGAAGAUUUGGAUCUUUUCUUCGUGGAUUCAACUACUUUAGAACCAGAAACCACAUCAACAACGUUAAGACCACUAACGACAACUUUUACCGAAACGAGCACAUUCAAAGAUUUAGAAUCAUUAGGUUCGGGUGAGGGUUCAGGUGAUGGUUCGGGUGAUGAUUUAAUAAUUAGGAAGGAUAGUAAAUAUUCCAAUUCAAAAAUUAAAAAACAAAAACCACGCCUUGCAAAUAGUGAUGACGAAGAUUAUUUUAACUAAUAUAUUUUGAAUUUAUCGAUUUAAGCAUCACAAACCAUUGUUAAACAUUUUUAAAUUGUUAAAAUCGUUCUUUAAAAUCUUCUUAUAAAAACAUUCUCUCGCGCUACUUUCACAACAGUCAAAUUAAAAAAAAAAGACGAGAACAGAUGG